CGUAGCUGAGGCCCGGUUUCGCUUUGUCUGGUGCGGGCGGUGCUGUAUCGGAUCGUGCGGUUGGAGCAAUGUCUUACAUCCCGGGACAGCCAGUCACCGCUGUGGUGCAAAGAGUUGAGAUCCAUAAACUUCGCCAGGGGGAUAACCUAAUCUUGGGCUUCAGUAUUGGAGGUGGUAUUGACCAAGACCCCUCGCAGAACCCCUUUUCAGAAGACAAGACAGACAAGGGUAUUUAUGUCACGAGAGUAUCAGAAGGAGGACCUGCAGAGGUUGCCGGACUUCAGACAGGAGACAAAAUUAUGCAGGUGAAUGGGUGGGAUAUGACUAUGGUGACUCAUGAUCAGGCUAGAAAACGGCUGACAAAGAAAAAUGAGGAAGUUGUCCGGCUCCUGGUGACAAGGAAGUCCUUGCAGGAAGCAGUGAGGCACUCCAUGAGACAAUGAGGAUCUUUCCGCAAGACCAAAGCAAUCUUAAAUCAAUUUUCCUUGCACAGCUUUAUCUGAAGCAAGACUUCUCAAGGCCUUAAGACCAAUCUUUAGACAAAGUUAAGCAACUCUUGACACUUGUGUUUUGGUAAACUUUGGUUUUGUAGUAUCGCAAGUAAAACCAAAAUACAGUGUCAGGCAUGCUUGCUUCCUAAACCAGAUGUGCCCUCCACUUGCUUUUCUAUUAGACCCUCCUGUAAGCUCAGACAUAUAAAGUCCAAUGACCACUGGUGGCUGUGUCCCAAACUAAAACAUGGGGCUUGCCCUGCUGGCUUCCAGGAUAGCUGGAUAGUCACUGGGAGUCACUGUUUUGUAUUCUUACCACUUGGACAGCUGUGUCUACAAUUGCCUUUUCAUAGUAUUUCAAUGGAGCCAAACUUAUGUAGCUAUAGUGAUUUGUUCUAUAGUGGACUAGUGUUUAUGAUGUAUUGAAUCCACUAGAAAAGUAUACCACUUGUAGUUAUUUUUUUCCGCAAACUGUUAUUUGGUGGCUUUAAUGGUCGGAUAAUCUCUAAAGAUCUUUGAAUGAGCUGACGAGUGGCUUUCAUCCAUGGGGAUCUUCUGGAAUCCUGAGAUGAACACUUUUUAUUGUGCAGGCUGAGUAAUGGGAGUUGUUAAUAGACUAUUAGAUAUUCUGUAGCCUGAUAAGUGGGCUUUUCAUUUGAAGCUUUUGUAAGGAACAGUAAGUGCCUGUGUGAUUCCGUAGUCCCAUGCAAAGCCAGUACAAUCAGGCAGUAAUUGUCAGAAAAUGUUGGGCAUUGCUUUAUAUUGUGUUAAUGUAAAAUCAGAUUUUGUUGCCAGAAAGAUACAGUGGAAGUUAUUAGAUAAGUGAACAUUUUAACAUUUGUAGAUGCUGUUUUUUUUUUGUUUUUUUUAAUACCUCCCAUGGGUUGAGAUGACAAAGAUUUUGUAUUUUGAGUUAACUAAAAUAAAUUCCACAUAACCAUGUUCAUUAA
This is a messenger RNA of Spea bombifrons (plains spadefoot toad), 1441 nucleotides long. RefSeq names its product Tax1 binding protein 3 (gene TAX1BP3). The record is from RefSeq and is a predicted model, not a curated record. Gene Ontology annotation, cellular component: postsynaptic density; adherens junction; postsynaptic membrane. Lineage: Eukaryota; Metazoa; Chordata; Amphibia; Anura; Pelobatidae. Gene Ontology annotation, molecular function: protein binding. The transcript has 4 exons. Gene Ontology annotation, biological process: neurotransmitter receptor transport, endosome to postsynaptic membrane; neurotransmitter receptor transport postsynaptic membrane to endosome. Bases 69 to 443 code for a protein of 124 amino acids.